GCCGUUUCUGACGAUUCCCUCGGAGUGAAUCCCACGCUCAAGUCAUGAGACCUCAAGCACUUAUACACAUGUCAAGCACAUAAAAAGCAAGUAGCGAGAAAGGUCAAUACGAUAUCAUUUUUCUUAAGCGAUAUGAUAGCAAUCCUAGUAAUUAUUACAUAGUCGCAUUUUUUCACGUUGAGUUAUUACGCUUCGACCUGCAGGAAUAACCUCAGAGUUCAUGUAUCGAUCACACCGAAAUCAUAACUAUCCCUUGUGGCACAUUACUGGUAUUCAUGACACCUACGAGUUACCUAUUCAAGCAGAGCAAGGGAUAUAUAAGCAAACAGUGUAAUACUGUGCUAUUAACACAUAGAUCAUCCUAUCCUCUCUUAAGCGUCACAAUAUGUGAAUUCUUUUCACAGACCUUGCAGGUAAUUUGGUUUAUAUAACCUAGUAACGCCAUCAUAGUCGACUACUCUCCUCGCCAACAUCACUUCUAUCACUUAUAUUGAUUUAUCAAAGUGACACUCAAUUAUUUCGAGACAGCCAUUCAGUCUUCCUUGCCGGAUUCCCUCACAAUGUCAGAAUCCAGUGCUACCCUAAUUUCUUCACGUCAACCCGAGCAUCCACAGUGUAUCCCCAGUUGCUCCGAUGUCAAGGCUGUAAAGGCGAUCAUCGAAAUACUCCUUGAGCGGAAAGUUACAUACGAUGAUGACGAUCCUUGCCUUGAAGACCUUCCACAGUCUAAAUUGCAACGAGGCCAAUGCGAGUUCCAAGUCACAGAUUCGAUUUGGGAUCUCUUCGUUCAACUCUUAAAGCUUCGCCCCUGGAUUGAUCAUGUACCCCAGUUAUGUAAUCUCCCGGAUGAUCUGGCUCUAUUCAAAGACCAGAUGGUCGACCUGAAUUACUGGUUGGAGUUCUCCUGUUUCCUGGAAUUCAACCUUGAUCGACACUGGCUCGGCAUACACAUAAUUGACCAUUCCGGUUUCAACGGAACGCUGGAACAUUUAUUGGCGGAGUACAUUGUCACAAAGAUGGAACGCUUUUUCGAUGAGAGUACGAUGGCUUUUAUUAUAAGGACAGAGGAAGCAGGCCCCAUGAUGUCCGCCACAAAGUAUCUUUACCCAGGAACUCCCGUAUAUUGCGAUCUCCUACUUGAUCAGCAUAUGAGACAGCCUCCCCUUGUCAUGAUUGAGGUCGGGUUCUCCAUUCCCGUCAAGCCAGAAAGAGUUCAGGACUGUGUAAGUAUAACGGAAGGCCGCACCCAGUUUAUUCUAUGCUUGAACAUAGAGUAUGUGCCUCCAACUAGACGAAAGUUCAAAUCACCCUCGAAUCCCCCCAAAUCUAUCCAUUUACAGAUUUGGAGUUCACGAUUCGAUGAUAGUCUGGACGAAUGGAAAGCCUAUUUGGUAGCAGACAUCACGGAUCUCCGCACCAAGGUUGAUUGCGAUCCAGACGCCGGAUUCGAUUUGAGCCCCGAGAUUGCAGCUAGGCACUUUGACGACCAUGUACCCGCGCCGAAGAUGCCUAUCUUCAUUUCGUACAAGUUCUUGCUAUGCUUUAUCAGCAAGGCAUGGGUAGAAACAUGUUGCGGUUACGUGUCUGAGGAGGAAUGCGAAGAGAAGACUCGGAAACGAUCCUUCUCGCUUGUUAGAGCAGAAGAGUUCAAUAAGAAACGGAGGAGAUGCGAUGACAAUGAUGAUGAAGGUCUGCCAAACUGAUGAGUAUUCCUGUUUGUUUCGAGGGGGGUAUAGCAAGGCCGAACUGUAACACUCAAGACCUUGAUGGAAGGCUUCUCGCCUAGUUUUCUAUAUUCACGGGACGUUGUUUCAUACCUACGUAUCAUUACGAUCAACAGGUAAUACAUCAAAACAUUCGUUGCAAUCAUGUUUCAGGGCAAAGCAUCAACUUUCAUUAUUUAUCUCGUGUCAGAGAAAUGUUUCCCGUUGCUGUAAACAAACAGAAAAUCAUCCUAGACCGAAGCACCUAUCAAUGAAACAAUA
Molecule: messenger RNA, 1985 nt
Organism: Annulohypoxylon maeteangense
Lineage: Eukaryota; Fungi; Ascomycota; Sordariomycetes; Xylariales; Hypoxylaceae
Exons: 2
Coding region: 561-1703 (380 amino acids)
Source: RefSeq, a predicted model, not a curated record